Cladocopium goreaui is the source of this 1151-nucleotide messenger RNA. The record is from the annotation of a GenBank genome assembly. Lineage: Eukaryota; Dinophyceae; Suessiales; Symbiodiniaceae.
CCCAUGAGUGUUUGGACGGUGGGGCAGCGUGCAUUUGGGAUUUUGCUUUGAAUCCCUGUUCCAGACUUAUUACAUCUUAUUGCGAAAGCAAGCUUUUGCUGGCUGAAGUCCUCUUGCUUUAGGAAGGUAAUGGCAAGGGCUGAGGGCUGCAACUUCAAUGGAGCGGAUGGAGAAUGCGGACGAAAGUGAUACGCCUGAUGCGCUUCAUCUCUCAGGCACGGUGUUCACUGUUCACCAUAAAUUUGCGAAUUGAUGCACAGAAUUUGAUGGAAUUGACUAACAGGGCGUAACCGAACAUGGACUCAAAGAAGACAAUAGAUUCAUAUAAACGUAAAAAAUGCUAUGUCACGACCUACAUUCGAAACAUUUCGAUUUUCCAUCAUUUCCUCACUUCUCAGGUGAUUCAGGUUGAAAAAUAUGUUCCAACAGUCGCCUUCGUUUUUGUGUGGUACCUGCAAGCGGUGGAUGAUUUCCCUGGGUUGUUCUUGGUGGCACUCUGUAACAAAGUCAUCGUGUGCUGCCUGUCCUGCGAGCGCCACGCGACUGGGUCCUCGUGGACGGCCAAGCUGCCCCGCUGGCUCUUCUGGCUCAUCGUAAUGGAUAUGCUGCGGCUGGCAAUUUGGGAUAUGCUACGGCUGGCAAUUUGGGACACUGUGGCGGAGACGCAGUACUGGUUUGUCCUGGGCUGCAAUUUGCUGUGCAUCCUUCUACCUGCAUUUUUGCCGGACAAAAUCUUUCACAGAGCUUUCUUCCAUGAUCCGUACAGCACACGGAAAAACUCAAAGCGCUUGCAAGGGCCAGGCGUCAUUGAUUCCGCAGCCAAGGAGCUAGCAACUUCCACGAACAAAGUCGAGCCAAAGGAACCUCUUGAAGAAGUGCAGAAGGGCAAUGCCGAACGGAACACUUUUCUAUGUCGCCAUUCCAUACCGCUUUGCAGAAACAAACAAGACUGCACAGUUGAGAACUGCCGGUUUUGCCACGAGUGCAAGAGACCUGGCAAACGAAACCGGGAAAGGCAAGCAAAGCGUAGAGCCUUGUCCCCGCUUCAGGACCAAAAAAUGCGGGGAGAUGUAAAUCUGUUGCUCAGGUCGCCCUUGGGUGAAAAAAUACGGGAACCCUUCAGUCAUGUGCAACUUGCAGUACCAACAUAA